Molecule: messenger RNA, 3890 nt
Organism: Durusdinium trenchii
Lineage: Eukaryota; Dinophyceae; Suessiales; Symbiodiniaceae
Source: the annotation of a GenBank genome assembly
GAAAGCCUUCGUGACACGUCAAGUGGCUGUCAGUUGUGACAUCUUGCCUCAUCCCGGAAAAUAUGUCGGGCUCAAGGCCACUGGUGGCUCAGAGUUGACAGAAUGAGUGGUAAAUCCUUCAUAUCUUUCAUAUGUCCUUGCGGUGCCUGGUCAUUGGCAGUGCGAUCGUCUUCUUCGCCUCCGUGAUCCAUGCAGAACGGUCCAAAAUCGAACACCAGGCACUGGAAACAGACCCUGGCAGCCACGGUCAUGAGCAUUGCAAGCAGUGGUCCGCUUUGAAAGCAGUCUUGCAAAGCCUGGGCAUUGAUGGGGUCGAUGAUUUGAAACGGUGGCAGAUCAUUUGGAGCAAGUGCGAGGUCGAACAAAUUAACCUCCCUGGCCACGAGAAGGUGCACGGCGCCUUAGACGAGCGCCUUGGAGAGCUCACCUCCUUGCAGAUCCUCGACCUGCGUGACACUGAAGGCCUCGCAGGUUCCUUGUCGCACCUCCAAGGCCUGACGAACUUGAUUGCCCUCUACUUGAGCGGAAGCCACGUGGCGGGCGACCUCUCCAGCCUUCGCAACCUGACCGAGCUGAACACCCUCGUGCUGGACGGCACCAACAUCACAGGUGACCUCUCCAGCCUUCGGAACCGGACAAAGCUGAGAUGGCUCCAGCUCGACGGCACCAAGGUCACAGGUGAUUUGUCGAGUCUCCGCGCUUCCACGGGUCUAUUCAGACUUGGCCUCAGCAAUACUCAAGUCGUCGGUGACCUUAGCGAUCUUCACCUCGACCUGGAGUUUCUUGACCUCAGCCACACCGCAGUUGCCGGGAAGAUCUCUGGUCUGCAGAAGCUUACUAAGAUGUCGCAUCUUGCCUUGAGCGACAGCGACGUUUCCGGCGACAUCUCCAGUCUCAAAGCACUCUCCAGCUUGAAGCAGAUUGACCUGAGCCACACAAUCGUGGCUGGAGACAUGGCGGUGCUUUUGCACUGGAAGCAGAUCACGAGCGUGAAACUUGAGCAUGCCAAGGUUUCAGGACGGCUCAACACCUCCUGGCUAGGGAAAGCACAAAUGCUAAGGACAUUGAAGCUUUCAUACAGUGAAGUAUCAUUCCUUCCGGCAGCUGGAGAUAAGGGUGAUCUUGAAAAAUUGUUAUUACUCAAUUCUCUUGAAGAGGAUGUCACAUGGUUGCCACAGCUGAACAUGUUGGAGCUGAGCGGAUGUCCACUUCAGGGUGACGUCAUGGACCUACUGUGGUUGCUUCGCAAGUGCCCGAAUAUCGCUAGCAUCAAGGCCACCAAUUCCCGUUUGACUGGGUCGUUGCGGUCUUUGCGGGGUCAGCGUUUGGCUCGUAGCCUUCAAACCCUGGACCUGGCAGCCAACAAUGUGUCCGAGAUCGAUGACCUGCCGGAGAACCUGCAGGUGUUGAUCUUGACCGGGAACCCCAUGGUGCGCUUCGCAGAUGGUGUGCUACGGAGAGCUGUGAAAGCUGGCACCUUCCUAGACCUGCAGAAUGUUGAGCUAUCCAACAAGGCAGAAGCUCGAGAACUGGUGCUGGAGGGCUUAUUGAAUAAGACACCUCACAAUUCCUCUGACACCGCAGGUGGAUACUCUUGCUACUCCAUUGAAUCCACAAGUCUGCAGGUGACACCUGCGCUGUUUCUUCCAGACGAGCUUUGCAGCUGCUCGCCCGGAUUUGCUGGAAGGGGAGUAGGUUGCACAACAUGUCCAAGCGACACAUACGCAGAAGCCUACGGCACUAGAAGGUGCACACCCUGCCCCAAGGGCAGCACAGCUGACGAAAGCAAGACAAGUUGUCGUUGCCUCUCCGGAGGGACCUUCCACUCACAUAGUUCUCCUGCAUGUCAAUGCUCCUCAGGGCAUGCGUCGAAUGUCAGCGCUUUGGAUGAAGGAAGCGAGAAAGAGGUGUGUGUCCCUUGCCACACCAACCACCUGGUUUGCUCCGAGUACGGGAUGCACCUGAUCUCUGCUCCGCCCGAAGUGGGCUUCGCUCGGCUCACGUCCAACGACACGGUGGCCGUGGCAUGCCUGCCACCGAAAGACAUCAGAUGCAACAGCUCGCAGGGCAAUGGCCUGGUUGAUUCAGAAUGUGGAGCUGGCUAUCGUGGGAUCCUUUGCUCAGAUUGUCAGGACAGCCACUACUUCUCCAAUAAGCUUUGUGAACCCUGCCCAGAUGAAGAUCAGAGUUUGCACAGUUGGCAAGUAGCUGCAUUGGCAGCUGGAGUUGCAGUGAUUGGCCUGGUUUUGGCCUGCUUGCGGAUGCGCUGGACAUCAGCAGAUGCAGAGGCUCCCUUUUCAGCCAUGGAUGCCUUGAAGGAACAGCUGAAGCAACAAGCCCCGGUCCUUCUGCAAACAUGUCAGCUCUGGGCCGUCCUGGCCCUGCUGAUGCAAGGCAUCCCAGCUCUCAGUUGCGAGUCUCAAAGGAGCUUUGAACCUUCAAUGCAAAUUCCAUGGUGCCACAGUUCGAUGGGCUUCUGCAGUGGUGGCACCAGUGGCUCCAAUGGUGAUGUUGCUUUUCUGCGUGGCCAUGGAAUUCAUCAACCAUGGAUUUGGCAUUGCCGCAGCACUCAAGGCGCUCACGCUGUUUUACGUGGGCGGCGCAUCCGGCGCUUCAAGGCUCUUGACCUGCCAGAGAGUGGGCGGCGAUCAAACCAACCUUCCGGAAACGUUGAUGUUUCGAAAAUGGCUCCCGCAUUUGCGGUGCUACGACUCCUCUUUGGACUACUUGGACGCGAUUGGUUAUGCGAGUUCCUUCUUCUACGGUGUUGGUGUACCCUGCGCCUUGGCUUACUUGUACACAAGGCAGCAUUUGGCCCUUCUACCAGGCAAGACCAUGGUGGCUUCAGCAUCGGAGGACGAGAAUCUGGAGCUGCGAUUGAGCAUGGUGAAGGUCUCUUCGCAGGAGAAAGUGCAGUCAACGUUGCCAGGUGUCUGCUCGCGGCGUCAGCAUCCCACAUUGCCAUACGGAUGAAAGGGCAUCGAGUCCGUGUGGUAUUGAAGGAUGGGAUGGUGAUUGCAACCAUGGCAGGCGACGCAUCAAGAAACGACAGCUCCGACCAUGUCACCAAUCUGCUGAGCAUCGUUGGUGAGGUGGACAAGAAGGAUACGGUGAAGAGCCGUGAACUAGCAGAGGCCAUGAUGGAUCGCUACCUUUUGGAAGAAGCAGAGUCUUCCGAUCGCGCCUUGGCUGGAUCCAAGAGUUUCCUCGCCAAAUAUACUCGCUUUCGAAGCCUCUAUAUGGAAAUAAUCCAGAAGUUGGUAGCGGUUGCCUUGGUGUCAGUGGUGGGAAGCGAAGAUGGACUGCAGUUGACAUUGGCCAUCACCUUGCUCAUGGCAGCUGCAAGUGGCAUGAUUCAGCCUUUCUUGCAGCCACAGGUCAACAUUCUUCAGUGUGGCUGCUUCAUUUGCCUCGCUGUGGCGGCGGUGAGCUUCAGUUUCCAUAAGACCUGGCUGAGCCGCGUCGCCUUGGUGAUGCCCUUCCUCUUGAGCGCCAUCUUGGCCCUGCGACCCGAUAGCACGGAGAGCUUGGCGGUGCGGAUUUGGCAGAAGCUGAAGAAGGAGAUCUUGAAGUUGGAAGAAGGCGAGUCUGUGGAGAUUCUCGUGGACACUGCGACGUUCAUCUGAGCAAGGACAUGCAUGUUUCACAGCGCAUUUUGCGCGUCUACACUCGGCCAAAAGGCUGCUGAAAGCCGAAAGCCCAGAUCCUCUUUUCGUGGCUGCCUUUCUCGAUGGUUCUCAGCAAGUGAAGCCAUCUGACAAGGCUGGAAUUCAAUGCUAGAAGAGAUGUGGCCGGGAUCCUCUCCAGAAAUCUCGGAGAAACUGGUGGCAAAGUGUCAGAUUAAAAGCUUUCGCAGCUUUGAGAGACUUAUGAGACACUCUUACUUGACA